GCCCACUCAACUCUUCUUCCUUGCAACCUGAGUUUCGACUCGGUCGACGAGUCACCACCUACAGGGCCACAGUCCAACAUCAACAAGAACAAACCCUUUUCUCUCUCUCUCUUCCCUCUUUCUCCCUCUACACCUCUGCAAAACACGCCUCCCUAUCGCUCUCUUUCAUGCCCUUUUUCGUCUUUUUCAAACGCAUCCUCAUCGAACAGCCCAGAACCCUCCUCAUGCUCGGCUUCUUCGUACUUACCCUGUUACCUUCUAUUUAUAAGCUAACCGACUCCUCUUCUUCUCUCUAGGGUUUCCAGAGUUUCAUACUAAUAUACAAGAGAGUGGAUCACCUAUGUCUUUGCAUUUGGUUUCUCUCUCCUCCAUCACCGCUCGAAUUUCAGCUCUUUCCUCGAACUUCAAUAUUACUCGACGAGAUUGAGGGGUUUUCAUCGGAAAUUUGUUAGGUGAAGGUGUAUUUUUGGGGGACAUUAUGCUUCGUUGAUUUUGUGUGGGUUGUGUUGGAUGGCGAUUGAAAAGACUAUCUUUAAGCUUUCGAGAUUGGAUUCUGAGUUUUCUCCUCGUAGUAGGGAGAGUAUGUCGAGUGAGGACGAGGAGUUUCAGAGGCGAAGUUCGGCUAUUGAAUCGGGUGAUGAUGAUUAUGAGUUUGACGACUGUGACUCUGGGGCCGGAUCGGAUGAUUUUGAUUUGUUGGAAUUAGGGCAAACUGGAGAGGAAUUUUGCCAGGUUGGGGGUCAAACUUGUAGCAUUCCAUUUGAAUUGUAUGAUCUUCCGGACUUGAAUGAUGUGUUGUCAAUGGAUGUUUGGAAUGACAUUUUGACUGAGGAAGAAAGAUUUAAUCUUGCAAAGUUCCUUCCGGAUUUGGACCAAGUGACAUUUAUGCGGACAUUGAAAGAGCUUUUUACUGGUGAUGAUCUUCAUUUUGGGAGUCCCGUCAAUAAGUUAUUUGACAUGUUGAAGGGAGGUUUAUGUGAACCGAGGGUUGCCCUUUAUCGGCAAGGUUUGAAUUUUUUUCAGAAGAGACAGCAUUAUCAUCAUUUGUGGAAGCAUCAGAACUCUAUGAUCUCUAAUGUUUACCAAAUAAAGGAUGCUUGGCUUAACUGUAGGGGGUACAGCAUCCAGGAGAAGCUUCGGGUGUUGAACAUAAUGAAAAGUCAGAAGAGUUUACUGUAUGAGAAUAUGGAACAGUUGGAGAGUGACUCUUGUGAAAGCGAAGAGUCAGGAGAUGGAUUGUGGAUCAAAAGGCUGAAGAAUCGGAAGCUAGGGCAGAAAUUGCAUCGUUAUUCAGGAUCAGGAGGUGGGACAAGUCCAGCGUUAGAAUUUCCUGCUCAGGAGAGGCAGAUUACCCUGGGACCAGCAAAGAAUGGAAAGCAGAAUCCAAAAGGAACAUUGAAGUUGGCUGGAUCAAAGAAGUCCACAGCGAAAGAAUUGGCAGGCUGCUUUCCUUCUUUUCACCGUGGUACGGAGAUAAAAUCGGGUCUCUAUGGUUCUGUAUUAUCUCUUUCCAGAGAGAAUAAGGCAGCAAGUUAUGAUUCUGGGGUGGCAGUCCGGAUGAGGAAUCAGAUGAGAGUUUAUGAUGAUGGAGAGGAACCUAUGUAUGAAGUGUCUGUUGAGAGAGAUCGGCAUUUCUCACGAGUUAGUGCAGUUGAUAAAGUUGGAGCUUUGAGAAAGGGGAAGAAGCAUGAAGAUUUGGGAGAUGAAGAAUAUACGGACAGAUUCAUGGGCCUGCCUAUGUCUCUAAAGAAUGAUUUGCAUGCAUAUGGUAGGAAGAGGACUGUGAAUCAGUUGUCGGAUAUCAAGGUGUUAACAACAAAUCCAUCUAACAUGAGAAUCGUUGAUGAUAGUGGUAAAAGGGUCAAGUACGCUGUGGCUGUUCAGCAAGUUGCUGGUGAAGAUCAGAUGAAAUCUGCAAAAAAGAAGGCUCCAAAUUUAUCUCUGAAAGGAAGUAAAAUUGAGUUUUCAGAUCAAGCCGAACCAUUUUGGCGUAAGAAAGCACAAGUAGAGCCUUUCUCUGUUGAUCCAUUAUCCCAAUAUGGUGAUUGGAAUGGUAGGAGCAAGAAGUGGAAGAUAGGAAGAGAGUCUCCUGAUCUUCAAGUUAAUGAUAGUGUAUUUCAGUCCAAGUAUAGGGCAAAGCCAUUGCAGGAUAGCGUCAGAGCAAUUUCUAUGCGGAACAGAGGUAGAGACAAGUUACGGACCAAAUGUUUCAGAACUUUUGUUAAAAGUGAGGAAACAGAGUCAGACUCAUCAGAGCAAAUUGAUGAAGAUGUGGAUGACAAUCCCUUAAUGAGGAGCAAGUUGGCUUACCCUGGUGAUGCCUCAGCAAUUAAAGCUGCUCCAGAUUCUAAGAAGGCCAAAUUUGCUAAGAAAUAUAAAAAGGACAGUCCUUGGGCUCCUGAUGGAUUAUUGCACUCCUCCAGAAGUAUUGGUGAUUUUGGUGAAUCUUCGCAUCUGGCAGCAGUAGAAAACUACUCUUUGAAAGCAAAGCAGAAGGGCAAGAUGUGUGAUGUUGGUCACUUGAGUAAUUCCACUGCCGAAGGUCUGGAAGACAACUAUUUCUUGGGAUCAGGUAGGUUAAAUGGUGAUGACAAUCAGAAGAAAAUUUACAACAUUGGGAGAAAUGGCGAGUUGCAGGGAGAAGACAGCGGGAGGUUUUACAUUUCCUCACAGAAAAAGUACCUUGCAGAGAGAACACAGAACAGGGAAGUGGAGCAUGACUGUUCUGCACCUCAGUCAAACCAUCACCAUGAUUACAUUGUUGAUGAGCAUGUUGAUACUCUCAGAGCACGCCAAUUGGCUCGUGUUAGUGGUAGGUUUGGGAAGAAAGGUAGAUUUCUUGAAGCAUUUGUGGAUGAUAGUCAUGAAAGAUCUGAUGCGCAGGUAUUAGGAAGCAAAUCUGUGACAAAGAAGCGAAAACUGAAGGACGAUGUGACAUACAUGGAUGAGCAAGGUGACAAUGAUCUCCUGCACUCUACCCCUCAUCAGCAUCCUGAAGUUGAUGAUAUAACCUCUUCAAAGAAACGGGGAAAAAGGAAACUGGAGGAUGACAUUGGUAUUCCGGAAAACAGAGCUUUGGAGCCACCUGUCACAGAAAUGGCAGUAGAAGAUGCAGAGCUCAACACCAAACCUAAAAAAAAACCAUUUACUUUGAUUACACCUACAGUUCACACCGGCUUCUCAUUCUCCAUUAUACAUCUUCUUUCGGCAGUUCGCAUGGCAAUGAUUACUCUGCUUCCAGAGGAUUCUUCAGAGGUUGCCAAUCUUGAUAAUAAUGAUGGAAGGCAGAAACUCGGGGAGGAAGAUAGAAAGCAGGAAGUCUCCAAUGGGAAUUGUCCUCAUGAGAACUUGGACAUCUGUAACUCAGAGCAUUCUAGGUUAGUCAAUCUCCCUUCUCUUACCAUUCAGGAAAUUGUCAACCGUGUGAGAUCAAACCCUGGAGAUCCUUGUAUUCUUGAAACUCAAGAACCACUUCAGGAUUUGGUUAGAGGAGUUCUGAAAAUACUUUCAUCUAGAACAGCACCUUUAGGAGCAAAAGGGUGGAAGGUUCUUGCCUACUAUGAAAAGUCUACAAAAAGUUGGUCGUGGAUUGGUCCAGUUACUUCUAAUUCAUCAGAUCAUGAGGCAGUUGAGGAGGUGACAUCUCCAGAAGCUUGGGGUCUGCCUCACAAAGUGCUUCUGAAAUUAGUUGAUGCUUUUGCUAAUUGGUUUAGAAGUAGUCAAGAGACUCUUCAACAAAUCGGAAGUCUUCCUGCUCCUCCUUUGACGUUGAUGCAAUGUAACUUGGACGAGAAAGAAAGGUUCAGGGACCUGAGAGCUCAGAAGAGUCUCACCACCAUCAGCCCCAGCUCUGAAGAAUUAAGAGCUUAUUUCCGCAAGGAGGAAGUUCUUAGGUAUUCAAUUCCUGACAGGGCCUUCUCCUACACAGCUAUUGACGGUAGAAAAGCCAUUGUUGCUCCCUUGAGAAGGUGUGGUGGUAAGCCGACAUCUAAAGCCCGAGAUCAUUUUAUGUUGAAGCGAGAUCGGCCUCCCCAUGUUACAGUUCUUUGUAUUGUAAGAGAUGCAGCUGCAAGGUUGCCUGGAAGCAUAGGAACCAGGGCAGAUGUUUGUAUUCUGAUAAGAGACUCGCAAUUUAUCGUGGAAGAUGUCUCUGAUACACAAGUCAAUCAAGUUGUUAGUGGAGCCUUGGAUCGUUUGCAUUAUGAACGUGAUCCUUGUGUACAGUUUGACGGAGACAGGAAAUUGUGGGUUUAUUUACAUAGAGACAGAGAAGAAGAAGAUUUUGAUGAUGAUGGGACUUCGUCCACAAAAAAAUGGAAGAGACCAAAGAAAGAAGCUGGUGAGCCAUUUGACCAGGGAACGGUGACUGUGGCCUACCAUGGGUCUGGGAAACAAUCUGGGGUUGACUUGGGUUCUGAAGUCAAUGCUGAGCAAUCUUUUGUGGAUGAUGACAAGAUAGAAGAGCUUGUGUCUGAUGAUGAUAGGCAUCUUGCAGAGGACAAUGUUGAGGCCAGUCAUGGUGCUCAACAAUGUGUAACGCAUCUGGGUCCUGCAACGGUAUGGGCUGCUCCUGGAUUGAAUCCCAUGCAAGAGACCGAACUUCUUUGUCAAGAAAACUCCACAAAUGAAGAUUUUGAUGAUGAAACAUUUGGCAGAGAACCUCCCCUGAACUUCUAAGCACUAACACAAGCUUAUCAUUUGGCAGUUUCCUGUAUAUAUGUGCCGACAAUUGCCUUCCCUGCAUUACUGUGUUUGUUAGUGCUUUGAAUGUGAAUUAAUUGCUUAGAACUGUUAUAUUUUUGAUGUUAUAAUACAUCACAUUAGUGCUUUUUAUCUGAACCAAGUUCAAUUUAUCGGUUUUGGUCGCCUCAGGUGGCAAUUCAGUCUUUCCAUUUUUGUACAUUAGGUGAUGGUAUUUGAAGACUGGCAAAUUUUUUAU
This is a messenger RNA of Ilex paraguariensis (yerba mate), 4939 nucleotides long. The record is from the annotation of a GenBank genome assembly. NCBI's taxonomy places the organism in Eukaryota, Viridiplantae, Streptophyta, Magnoliopsida, Aquifoliales, Aquifoliaceae.